Molecule: messenger RNA, 3056 nt
Organism: Clupea harengus (Atlantic herring)
Lineage: Eukaryota; Metazoa; Chordata; Actinopteri; Clupeiformes; Clupeidae
Gene: coq8ab
Product: coenzyme Q8A, genome duplicate b
Biological process (GO): ubiquinone biosynthetic process
Source: RefSeq, a predicted model, not a curated record
UCGUGGAUGUGUCAAGAUCUCCCCCUAGUGGUGAAUCUUUCGAUUGAAAUGUCAAACCAAUAUUCAAGCCAUACGAACAUUGGCCAAAAUUGACCGAAGUUAAAUGGCACGCAAGUCCCUUAUAUGUAGGUUAUGUGGUAAAUGUCGUCUUCAUUGUUAACUUCACAUUAUUAUCAGGGUGAAACACCAUUGAAGAGAGAACUUUUGCUGAACGCUAGAGGACUCUCGUGACCAGCAAGACAAAGUGUUAAAAGGUCGAGCCCGACUUUUGCCCAGCCCUUUGGUCUAUUCAGCAAUACAUUAGUUCCACGCCCACUUGUUUUUCUUUAUCAAUAGAUUUCAUUGGCUCGCAACAUUGUCAAACUAUUCAGGCUUUGGUUUUUAAAAUGGUAUCAAAUUAUUGAGACGUCCUUGUCGUUAACUACAACCCUCCACGCUUCCUGGUGUCAGUGUUGACCGAGCAUUCUCUCCCUGUAGAUGGAGAAAAAUUAGGGGUGGCGGAUUACCCCAUUUUAAACUUGAUUCUAUGGCGAUAAACCAAUCAGAUCGGGGCCUUCUUACCGUUUGAGAUUUUCGCGCGAGGAACAGUCAGAUCUGGGUGUGCAGAUUAAGUAAGAAGAUCAUGGCUGGAGACAUGUUACUGAUGUCGGGGCUGGUCAGGCUGAGACCCAGGGCAGUGCAAACACAAGCCCUGGCAGCUUGCAGUGGACGAAGAGCUUUUGCCACAGGAAACAUCCAUACUGCACCAUUGAAGUUGCAGGCUGUCAGGUGCAGAUCACAGUUCCUCAGUCCAAGAGCAACUGUGGGUGCUACCCAGUAUCAGCCCUAUUUUCUAGAAAGCGGCUGUGGUUCUGGACUCACAGGGCCAUGUAGAUACAGACAAGAUGAGAUGUUGAGCCUUGGGAUACGAAGCAGGGAAGAUGCAAACACAGUAAACCUGGGGAGAUCCACAGGCCAUCUCCUUAAAGCAUGCAGGGAUGGUGGACUACAUCCCUCCGGACAGAGGCGAUGGACACAUCAAGACCACUCGUCUGUGGGCAGCACGAAGGCUGGGGCUGUGGAGGGAACAGGGACAACCAAAAAGAAAGACUCGACACGGCACAAGCAAACACUCAGUGAGACUGCUCGAGAGAGGAAGGUGCCAGUCACUAGAAUUGGGAGGCUAGCCAACUUUGGAGGGCUAGCAGUAGGCCUUGGCAUUGGAGCCAUUGCGGAGGUGGCGAAGAAGAGUCUUAGGUCAGAGGACAAAUCUGGAAACAAAAAAGCCAUCCUGGACUCCAGCCCUUUCCUGUCCGAGGCGAAUGCGGAGAGGAUUGUCCGGACGCUGUGCAAAGUGCGAGGUGCUGCCCUGAAGCUGGGGCAGAUGCUGAGUAUUCAGGAUGAUGCCUUCAUCAACCCUCAACUGGCAAAAAUCUUUGAACGUGUGCGGCAGAGUGCAGACUUCAUGCCCACCAAGCAAAUGAUGAAAAGCCUGAACUCUGACCUGGGGCCGAACUGGAGGGAUAAGCUGGAGAUGUUUGAGGAGCGCCCGUUCGCUGCCGCCUCCAUUGGGCAGGUCCACCUGGCCAGGAUGAAGGAUGGCCGGGAAGUGGCCAUGAAGAUCCAGUACCCUGGUGUGGCCAAGAGCAUCAACAGUGAUGUGAACAACCUGAUGACAGUCCUGAGCAUGAGCAACGCUUUACCUGAGGGCCUGUUUCCUGAGCACCUGAUCGAGGUGAUGAGUCGGGAGCUGGCGCUGGAGUGUGACUAUGUGCGAGAAGCCAAAUGUGCGAAGAAAUUCAAGGAGCUUCUGAGGGGCCACCCAUUCUUCGACGUGCCUGAUGUAGUGGAGGAGCUGAGCAGCCGCCACGUCCUCACCACUGAGCUGGUGAGCGGGUUCCCACUGGACAAGGCCGAGGACCUGCCCCAGGAACUCCGCAAUGAGAUCUGUGAACAGAUCCUGGUGCUGUGUCUAAGGGAGCUCUUCGAGUUCAGGUACAUGCAGACCGAUCCCAACUGGUCCAACUUUUUCUUUGACCCACAGACCCACCGGAUGGCGCUGCUGGAUUUUGGAGCUACGCGAGGCUUUGAUGCCAGCUUCAUUGAUGUAUACAUUGAGGUGAUCAAAGCAGCAGGCGAGCAGGACAGACAGGGGGUCCUCCAGCGAUCCAUCGACAUGAAGUUCCUCACUGGCUAUGAGUCAAAGGCCAUGGAGAACGCCCACGUGGACGCGGUGAUGAUCCUGGGCGAAGCGUUCGCCUCCGCUACACCGUUCGACUUCGGCGCGCAGAGCACCACAGAGCGCAUCCACAACCUCAUCCCCGUCAUGCUCAAACAGAGGCUGACCCCGCCCCCGGAGGAGACCUAUUCGCUGCACCGUAAGAUGGGCGGCUCCUUCCUCAUCUGCUCCCGCCUCAAGGCCAAGAUCAGCUGCAGGGACAUGUUCCAGGAGACCUACAGCAAGUACUGGAGUAACCGUCAGAAAGAUCUCAGCCAGUGAGACCAGGUGAAGGUAGACUUUAUUUUGUUUAUUGGCAGGUUUGUUGUCUUCUGUCUUGGUUUGACGGAUGUGCAUGUGUGACAAGAUACAUCCAUUUAUUAUUGGCAUGAGGUGGACCAUCACAGAAUAAUCAGACCUCAUGUUAUGCCAGAUCAAAUUAGUUUUUUUUUUUGUCAUAAUCAUUUGUUGUGAUGUUUUGAACAUUUGAAAUGCAACAUUUCAAAUCAUGUCGAUUUAAAAAAUAUAUAUUUUCGUAGUAAAAUGCACAAGUCAUUUCAUGUCUUCCAUCUGAGACGUGAGGGGAUGAGACACAUCAGAAAUGAUCAAAGUGAUGAAGCCGUUUCCACGUUUUCUGCUGUUUAUGAGAUCAGAUGAAUCUCCUAAAACUGUCUCAGCUAGACAGUUGUGUAAGAGAACUUCAGCCAUAUGCUGUGAUCAAGGUUUUCUGUAAUGGGUUUUGUAUUGUCAAGACAAUAAAUUAAAUAAUUUAAAAUAAAGAAACAUUUUUGAAUAGCAAAAAAUAAGUGAAUGCAAAUAAAGUGAGUGGAUCAUGGAAAUAAAUAUGAAUUGAUUCAAA